Anneissia japonica is the source of this 1326-nucleotide messenger RNA. RefSeq lists its product as uncharacterized. The record is from RefSeq and is a predicted model, not a curated record. The transcript is spliced from 2 exons. Bases 223 to 1326 code for a protein of 367 amino acids. Lineage: Eukaryota; Metazoa; Echinodermata; Crinoidea; Comatulida; Comatulidae.
CUGUAAGAUGACAGUUCUGGGGGUUUAUGAGUGUGAGAACAUCCCAGGCAAUAUUAAUGAAGUCGCAACACCAGAAGUAGCGAAAACAUUUAUACAUCUUCGUCAAAUCGCUGGGAAGAUACCCCCAUUAGAUCCAGAUGCCGAAAUCCUCAUGCUAGUGGGUAGAGAUUUAGCACAAGCCCACAAAGUCAGAGAAUCCAUCAACGGACCAAAUCACCUGCCAUGGGCUCAAAGAUUGGAUUUGGGCUGGGUGAUCAUGGGGAGGUUUGUCGGAAUGGAGCCCACGUUAGAAAAGAUGUGGUCAGCACGUUUUAUACAAGAUUGAAAUGUGGACGGAGAUCAGCAAGUUUUGAACCUUGCCAGAACACCAUUGAGAUUCAAGAAAGAAGAAACAGCUGGCCCGAACGCAUUGGCGAAGAUCUAUUUGUGUGUACUCGGCUUGAUGAAAAGUUUGGCGCUUCUGCUGAAGACAAAAAAUUUAUGGAGCUGAUGAGCCGAGAAAUGAUUAAGGACAGCCAAGGAAAUUGGUCUGCACCACUGCCUAAAGCCGCUUCCACAAUUCCCAGACUAGAACUAUGCGCAGCAGUUCUUGCUACAGAAGUUGAAAACUAUGUGAGACAGGAGCUACAACUAGAAAUCGAUGAGUCCCGGUUCUACAGUGACAGUAAAGUAGUAUUAGGUUACAUCACCAACCGGAAACGUCGUUUCCACACCUAUGUCUGCAACCGGGUCAGCAAGAUACAUAGAACAUCAAAAUCUGACCAGUGGAUGUAUGUUCCAACUGAGAAAAACCCAGCUGACCAAGCAACUAGGUCUAUCCCAGCUACUGAGUUAAAUGAUUCAUUGUGGAUGUCUGGGCCAGAAUUCCUGAAACAAAGAUAUUUGUCAACUGACCAGAACCAUAUAGAAAGAAAUGUAGAGCUCCUACCUAAUGAUCCAGAGGUGCGUCCAAGUACCAUCGCCUGUAACAAGGUUGUCUUGAACCAGGCAUGCAUUGGAGUUGAAAGAUUCAGCCGAUUUUCCAGCUGGGAAUCAGCAGUUCGAGUUGUUACAAAUCUUAAACAUAUUGCUCGUUCAUUUACACGCAACAACGAACUUGAAUGUGGGUGUACAGGUUGGCAUGUAUGCCAGACACCAAAAUCAGUAGAUGAGAGAUUUGAAGCAGAGAAUAUGAUUAUUAAGAGUGUCCAGGGUGAGACCUUCGCUGCAGAUAUGUCGGAGGUGAGAAGUAGAAAGCUAACAAAGAGCAACAAGCUCAUAAAAUGGAACCCCUACAUUGAUAACAGAGGAAUUCUUAGAGUUGGCGGUAGACUGAGCUAUUCGUAA